UUCGUAACGACCUUCGGGACGACAUCGUUUUCUCGUUUUGAUCCGUACAUGCUCAUUUCCCGGCCUUGUUGCAUCUUCUAGGGUUUUAAUGGGGUACAACCCCAAGUUCCCGGUCUGCAACGUACUGUAUAUCAAAUGGACACCUUGAUCCGUUCAGACAUAAUUUCUCUAUCGCUAAUCUCCUAAAUAUGGAAAAUCCUCUUUCGCCCACACACGAACCAGACCCCAAGAAGCUCAAAAUGUCCACCACCACCACAUCCGACGAGGAGGAUUGCUCCGCCGCCGCAACAGAACCCACUGCGGACAAGAAACGAAGGUACAAGCGCCGCAAGAUUGCCAUCUUCUUCGCCUACUGCGGCGUAGGCUACCAAGGCAUGCAGAAGAACCCCGGAGCCAAGACCAUCGAAGGCGACCUCGAAGAAGCCCUCUUUCUCUCCGGGGCCGUCCCCGAACCGGAUCGCGGGAACCCCAAGCGGUUCGACUGGGCCCGUUCGGCUCGUACUGACAAGGGCGUGAGCGCCGUCGGCCAGGUAGUCUCUGGCCGGUUCUACAUCGACCCACCUGGCCUCGUCGACCGUCUCAACUCCAACCUCCCUCUCCAGAUUCGCAUCUUCGGGUACAAGCGCGUGACGGCGUCCUUUAAUGCUAAGAAGUUUUGUGAUCGGCGGAGGUAUGUGUAUCUGAUACCCGUGUUUGCUUUGGACCCUUCUUCGCAUCGCGAUAGAGAGAGUGUGUUGGCUAGCUUGGGUUCUGAUGGCGAGCUUGUUAAGUGUCUGGAGUGCUCCGAGAGGGGACGUAAAGUCGUAGGUGUAAUGGGUAGGCGGGGUUCUGAAACUGUUGUUGAGUCAGGCAUUUCGUCGAACAGUGGAGCUGCUAGGUUGGAUGCUAGAGUUGAAGAGUCUGUGGUCUUGGAUAAUUUACAUACUGAAUCUUUAGGGGAGCCGAAGAUUAUAUAUGAUAAUGGGGAUGCUACUCCUCAUUCUGAGCCGGCAAAUGAGACUAAUGAAACUGUUGUUCAGUCUGGCAUUUUGUCGAACGAUGGACCUGCUACAUUGGAUGCUAGAGUUGAGGAGGCCGCAGUUUAUUCAGACAAGGGCAAUAAUCUGCAUUCUGAAUGUGUGAGGGAAUCUAAAACUGUAAUGGAGAAUGGGAAUGCUAAUGUUUAUUUGGAGCCCAGAAACGAGGCUGGUGUCUCUGCCAAAAAUGGGACUGGAGAUGGCUUGCAUGUCGAGUCUGCGAUUAGCGAAGAUAAUGUUGAAGUUGAUCUUGAUUUAGAUGACAAGAGGAUGGAGAAGACCGUGAAGGGAAGUGGAUUUUGUUAUGGUGAGAAAGAGAAGGAGAGAUUCAAUAGAAUUCUGAAGCAUUAUUUGGGGACACACAACUUCCAUAACUUCACAACCAGGACAAAAGCAGAGGAUCCCUCAGCCCAUCGUUUCAUCGUGUCAUUCGAUGCUAGCACCACAGUUACUGUCAAAGGCAUUGAAUUUGUCAAGUGUGAGGUUGUAGGGCAGAGCUUUAUGCUUCACCAGAUUAGGAAGAUGAUUGGGCUUGCUGUAGCUAUCAUGAGGAAUUGUGCCCCAGAGUCGUUGUUGGAAACAGCUUUGCAAAAGGACAUUAAUAUUAAUGUGCCUACUGCUCCUGAGGUUGGCUUGUACUUGGAUGAAUGCCUUUUCACAUCAUAUAACCAGAAGUGGAAAGAAAGUCAUGAAGAAUUGUCUAUGAAAGCUUAUGAAGAAGAGGCAGAGGACUUUAAAAUGAAGUACAUAUACUCUCACAUUGCAUCUACAGAACAUAAGGAAGGAGUUGUCGCUCUUUGGUUGCAUUCCUUGAACCACCGCAAUUAUCCUGAUUUACGUGUUGUGAACAAUGGAGAUACCAAUGGUGGAAAGAGUGUUGAAGCCAAAGGCAUGGCUGAGUGAAUUAUCUUUGUGGUUGUUAUUUCUUUAUGCUGCCCAAUCCAUGGUUUGUAUCUUUAGUUUUUCGUUAUUUAUAUAGUUGCUUUCGACUUGUAGAAGUUUUAUAUGUUUGAAUCCUAUGACAUAAAAUUUUAUAUCUCCAGUCUAUGCAUUUAUUAAUUAGCCUAGAAUGUACCAAACUUUGUUAAAAUACAAAAUUACAAGAAUGUUCUGCUUUGGAGCAUGUGGCCUAA
Molecule: messenger RNA, 2149 nt
Organism: Malania oleifera
Lineage: Eukaryota; Viridiplantae; Streptophyta; Magnoliopsida; Santalales; Ximeniaceae
Exons: 2
Coding region: 189-1919 (576 amino acids)
Biological process (GO): tRNA pseudouridine synthesis; mRNA pseudouridine synthesis
Cellular component (GO): nucleus
Molecular function (GO): pseudouridine synthase activity; RNA binding
Source: RefSeq, a predicted model, not a curated record